CUACAUUUUCCAUUAAACACGCGACAUGCCUUAUGCCUCCUAAUUCUGACAAAAAAAAACGUCAAAAUUUGAAAAAAUGACUGAAAUUAAGCUCCCAGUCUACGCCCCUUUCGAAGUCAUAAUCCAUAACCAGCCCACCGACUGUUGGUUGUCCCUUCUGGGGAAGGUCCUCGAUGUCACCCCUCUUGUGCGCGAAUACAAGGACAAAAACUGCAUCAAGCCGAUCCUUGCGUUCGCCGGCAAAGAUGUAAGCCACUGGUUUGACGAGAAAACGGGGGAAAUUCAGCACUUUAUUCACCCCGUGACCGGUGUCCAAGUCCCAUAUUGCCCCCAUGGGCCCCUCCCGCAUGUUGCCUGUCAGGUACCAUCGACGACCUGGAGGCCCCUUGAAGGGACUCCCUGGUGGUUAGAUAGCAAGUACCAAAUUGGGGUUUUGACCAAAAUGGUGCGUCCGAUUAAAAUAAUAAAUUUGUUGUUGGGGCGCGCAGUUGUGAUAAAUGUCUGUUGCGAGGACGAUUUUUUCAGGAUUCAGGAGCGGUACUCGUUGUAUACUUCAGAGCCUGAUAGUUACACUUGGGUUUACAUGGACAAAUUGAUCGAGAUGGACAAGACUAUGGACGAGAAUGGGAUCCCCGAUGAUCGGGAAAAAAUGGCCGAGUUGGGAAUACCAAAAAGUUUUUUCGUGCCAAGUGUCAGUCUUUAUUUCAACGACGAUCUCAGACACACUGAAGAUCUGACAGAUGACGAAGAUGAGUUGGAUGCGGAAGUUUGUUGUACUUGCAAAAAGGAUGAUGAGAAAUGAUUGUAGAAAUUUUUUAUUGAGUCUAUAAAUUUAUAUAGAUCGUAUAAAGAUAAUACGUAAUUAGUG
This is a messenger RNA of Tribolium castaneum (red flour beetle), 868 nucleotides long. RefSeq lists its product as uncharacterized. The record is from RefSeq and is a predicted model, not a curated record. The coding region runs from base 77 to 802 and encodes 241 amino acids. The transcript is spliced from 3 exons. Lineage: Eukaryota; Metazoa; Arthropoda; Insecta; Coleoptera; Tenebrionidae.